This is a messenger RNA of Aspergillus pseudoviridinutans, 1476 nucleotides long. RefSeq lists its product as uncharacterized. The record is from RefSeq and is a predicted model, not a curated record. Gene Ontology annotation, cellular component: nucleus. The transcript has a single exon. Lineage: Eukaryota; Fungi; Ascomycota; Eurotiomycetes; Eurotiales; Aspergillaceae. Gene Ontology annotation, molecular function: DNA binding; DNA-binding transcription factor activity, RNA polymerase II-specific; zinc ion binding. The coding region runs from base 1 to 1476 and encodes 491 amino acids. Gene Ontology annotation, biological process: regulation of DNA-templated transcription; aflatoxin biosynthetic process.
AUGCCCACCCUCGAGACCAGUGAGCCCGUGACGGGCCGCACAGUAUCGCCCGCCCACGCGCCGCCCGUCGUCCGUCGCAGCGCCCUGGGCUGCACCAAACUGCGAGACAGCUGUCACUCCUGUGCCACUUCCAAGAUCAAAUGUACAAAAGAAAAGCCCUCGUGCUCCAAGUGCGUAGCCCGAGGCAUCGACUGCCAGUACUUCUUUGCGAGGCGCCCGGGACGUCGACGCGAGGACGGCUUGGGGCACCCGACCAGCUGUACCAGCAGUAACAACAGCAGCAGAAGCAGCAACUCCUCCUCCUCUCCAUCCUCUUCAUCUUCCUCCUCGUCGAUUCCAAAGUCCACUCUAGACAGGGACAUUUAUAGCACCCUCUCCCUAUCUGGUGACACAAUUGGGGUCGGGGGACAUUCUCCCCGGCAUGGAUAUGCGACGAACGGCACAGCCCCCGCCCCCUCCACCAGUUUACCUGCGAGCCACGGCUUCCUUGAUAUACCUCAGAGUUUGAUGAUAGGAGAUGCGUUGACGACCGAUAAUUUUCCGGCCCAGUAUUCCUCAGACCUCUCUGCCGUGCUGGAGGACUCGAAUAUGUUUCAUUUGCUCUCUGAUUUUAACCCCGACCCCAACGACAUGGACUUUAGCAUGACGGAUUACUUUGAAAAUCCCGUCAGUUUUGGCCUGGACUCGUUGGACUCUAAUGACCCUCUGAGUGCAUCGUUCGCGGUGUCGUCUUGGGUACCCUCGCCUGCCUCGAGCGUUCCAACGUCAUCCACCACAGACCCUACGAUGAUGGUGAUGCGCGCGCCCACCACCAACAUAUCCUGUAGCUGUGUGACCCAGUCUCUCGAUCUGUUAAAAGCGCUGUCGUCGGCUCAGUCCUUCCCCACCUCUCCAAUUUCCGGCGCGGGUCCGGCGCUCUCGUCAAGCGUGACCACUAUGGGCUCUGUGCAGGAUGUAUUGAUAGAGAACAAGCAACACAUUGAGACAGUAAGCAGUCUGCUCUCAUGCUAUUCGUGCACCGAGGACGCCUUCCGACUUGUAAUAGUCUCUAUGAUCGUGCUCAAGAUCCUGGAGCGAUACGCCUCUGCGGCACGGACCCAGGUUUUCGGCUCAAGCAUAGGCAGCGUGGAGACCGACACGGGACCAAGAUCAGCAAACAGCAUGAUCCCAAGCAGCAACGACCAGAUGAGGGCGCUGAGCCGUUCAGACACCAUGCCCGGGGACGGUAGCGCCAGUGGUUUCGCUCCCGCUCAGCUUGUCCUCAGCGAACUGCACCGGGUGCAAAGAUUAGUGAAUCUGUUGUCGCCAAAGCUAAAAGGAAGUAGUCAUCUCCAGGUAGCAAAUGAACAUGCCAAAACGCAAUCAACCCCCUUUUCUUCGAAUACGUUGGCUCAAAUGGAGAGCGACGUGCGGAAGAGCCUCAGUUCCUUGUCUGCGGAUAUCAUCGACAGACUUCGACAGAGUUUGAAUGAAUGA